Messenger RNA from Diabrotica virgifera virgifera (western corn rootworm), 1095 nucleotides. RefSeq lists its product as uncharacterized. The coding region runs from base 223 to 951 and encodes 242 amino acids. NCBI's taxonomy places the organism in Eukaryota, Metazoa, Arthropoda, Insecta, Coleoptera, Chrysomelidae. The record is from RefSeq and is a predicted model, not a curated record. The transcript is spliced from 5 exons.
CCACGGUCAAAUAAAAACAAAAAAAUCUAAAUUGGAUGACAGUAAACAAAGUUGUCAACAAUUUUUAGUUGAACAUCAAAACUUUUAGGCAUGAAUUUUAAAUUUUAGUUCAAGUCCUUAUUUGUAAAAUUUUAAAUUUUUGUGAAGAUAUCUUGCUGUGACGCUACCUUAAUAAAGCAUCUCCAAGAUAUUUUAAAAGGAACAGAAGGACUAAGAAUAAAUAUGACUGGAAGUCAAGCAUGCUGCCCUGCGGCAUGUCAACCAUGCGCUGAUUGUCCAAUGCCGCCUCAUCCCAUCUGUUGUAUGUCAUGUCCGCCACCGAUUGUGUUGCCCACUGUUCCGGAACCUGUCAAACCUUUAAUGAUGCCAGUUGAAAAAUGCGAGUUUAAAUACCCAAAUAUCGAAUCAUCUAAUGGCAAACAGACGAAAGAAGAAUACGAUCAAGGUAAUUUUUAUAAUAACUGGAACAUCGACUAUCGGGACCAAGUCAGAAAACAAUAUGGACAAUACAAAGCACAAAGAUGUUGUCCUGACAUAACACUUAACUCUCAGCGCGCAUGCUGUGGUUGUGAACUUCAGUCUAGAUCUGCAGAAAAACAAAACAAGAUACCUAACGAAACGGGGUGCCCUUUUGGAUACCAGCCAUGCUUAUUAAAACUGCUUCCGCCCCCAGAUCAAAAUCCAUGUGGUGCAUGGUGUGCCGAGUUAAAAUUACCAAGGCCAGGUAGUACUGUUUGCAAGGAUAGAAAAAAAGAAAAUAAAGAUGUAUCAAAAACUUGUCAAAGACCAUGUUGCAAACAUUGGAAGUCUAAAGAGGGGGAAUGCAAAUAUGAUUUACCUUGUAAAGCUCACUGUUAUAACCACCCAGUAGGAAUGAAACCAAAGUACCACGUACCAACAAUUGAUUACGACCUUUUAAGAGAUCUUGGAGAAUGCAUGGAUUUAAAAUAACACAAGCCAAAAAUGUACAAUAGGAGAAACAAAGAAACACUAAUUACUUGAAGCAGUUAUUCUAUAAUUUUUAUAAUUGAAAACACUACCAAACCCAAAACUUUAACCAGUACUAAAAACAUUAAAGAACAAAUUAUGAAACUA